GGCCAUAUGGAGCCUUUGCAUCGGACAGUCAGCCAUGGAAGCCAGCAAUCAAGAAGGAGCUCGUCGGGCAUUUCAUACUCGCACCCCCUUUCGUCGCCCCUGCUGGACCACAAAGCACACUAUGCAGAUGCGGAUCAGGCCCGUCUCAGCAGCGCUGCUGUCAAGAGGGCAAGCAUCAGCAUGCCGCUGGUACACCCGUUGAAGUCAAAUCCACUUCUGUCCCCGCCUCCACGACGGCCGUCCAGAGCGCAUUCCGAGCACAAUCUGCUCACCCACGUCUUGCACCAACACAUGAUGGCUUCUUCCAGCCUGCCAGAUUCGUCUGCCAUUGUUGACGACUCUGACGCGACUCCGACUCAGGCCCAUGACAACGGCGAACCUAAUCUGAACCUCGCAGUCCCUCGCCAAGACAACGACGACUCGACCCGUUCUUCCUUUUCGCUCUACCAAUUGGGCUCUGCCCUGUACGACCGUGCCAGGGGUGCCGUAUCCACUGCGAGCUCUGUUGCUGGCUCAGAGACCGACGCCACACCAAGACUCGACUCUACCUCCCUCUCGCUACCUCCGUCCCACCACCACGGCACGCACUCUGCGCCCGCCGCCACCAUGGAUCGCGAGAACAACCUCCCGCCGUCUACCAGUUCCGAGCCUACCUCGACCACCACAUCACCGAGAGCCAGCGUCUUUGCUACCUUCCCUCGCCAACCUCCUCCAAACUCAAAUGCCAAUCCUCGUGGCAGAACUCCACAGUCGAGAAGAGUCAGCAGUAGCACAGUCAACAGUGCAAGCCCCAGCACAGAACGUCCCGAACAAGACAAGCCUGUCCCCAUCGGCAAGAUCGGUAUCUGCGCCCUCGACAGCAAGGCCAGAAGCAAGCCCAGUCGCAACAUCCUCAACAGACUGAUCAAGGAGGGCGAGUUUGAGGUCAUUGUCUUUGGCGACAAGGUCAUUCUGGAUGAGGAUGUCGAGAACUGGCCCGUCUGCGACUUUCUCAUCUCCUUCUUCUCCGAAGGCUUCCCACUCGACAAGGCCAUAGCAUACGCCAAACUGCGCAAACCUUUCUGUGUCAACGACCUGCCCAUGCAGACAAUCCUGUGGGAUCGCCGUAUCUGCCUGCAAAUCCUCACAAAGCUCAACGUCCCCACCCCCGAUCGUGUCGAAGUCAACCGCGAUGGAGGUCCCAAGGUCCAGUCCGCCGAUAUUGCUCAGAGAUGUUUCGAAAAGACCGGUCUUCGUUUUCCAGUGUUAGGCACCCAGCCCGAGACCGAAGCACAACAAACAGCAGACCCUGUAGUCGAAUUGCUGGACGACGGCGACACCAUCUCAGUCGAUGGCAAGACCCUGACCAAACCCUUCGUCGAGAAACCUACGGACGGAGAAGAUCAUAACAUCCACAUCUACUAUCCUAAGAGCCAAGGUGGAGGUGGCAGAAGACUGUUCCGCAAGGUCAACAACAAGAGCUCGGAAAAGGAUGAGACCUUGACGAUACCCAGAUCCAUCACGGAGCCUGGAAGCAGCUACAUCUACGAGCAGUUCCUUAAGGUGGAAAAUGCCGAAGACGUCAAGGCUUACACUGUCGGUCUCGACUACUGCCAUGCCGAGACCAGAAAGUCUCCCGUCGUUGAUGGCGUUGUCAAGCGCAACCCCAACGGCAAGGAAGUUCGUUACGUGACUAGCCUCAACAAGGAGGAAGCUGGCAUGGCUUCGAGAAUUGCUGAUGGCUUUGGACAGCGCGUCUGUGGUUUCGACUUGCUGCGUGUUGGUGAGAAGAGCUAUGUUAUCGACGUCAACGGCUGGAGUUUUGUCAAAGACAAUAACGACUACUACGACAAGUGCGCCAACAUCCUCAAGAGCAUGUUCAUUCGCGAGAAGGUCAGGCUCGAGAACAAGCAGCAGCAGCAGGCACAACAGCAGCAACAGCAGCCCACCUCUGCACCCUCGUCUGCGGGUGAAGACAACUACGAAAGAGAAGCUCCCGGUACUCACCGCAAGGCUACUGUCUCCAACCACCGCAGUCAUCUCAAAUCAGUCUUCCGCUCUGCCAGUGCCAACAGACUGCGAGAUUUGGCCAACAAAAAGCCCGGAUCGCCCGAGCUGUCUCAACUGCCUUCUCCCAUCACCUCCCCACCAAGCUUCGGAAAUCUUCCCNCGCCUCGCAGCCCUGGCAUCCCUCAGGACAGCCAACUUCCACCGCCCGCAAUGCCUGACGAGAAUCACCAAUACCAAACUCUGCAAGAGUCCAUCCACGAAGCCGAGGAACACACUGAGCCCGUGCCUGCCCCCGCCUCCAAGUCGCAAUGGAAGCUCAAGGGUAUGGUUGCCGUCAUCCGCCACGCCGAUCGUACGCCCAAGCAAAAGUUCAAGUUCACCUUCCACACCAAGCCUUUCGUCGAUCUGCUCAAAGGUCACCGCGAGGAAGUUUUGUUGGUUGGAGAGGCCGCUCUGAAGAGUGUGCAAGAAGCUGUACAGCAAGCCUUGCUCGAGGGCGAAGAAGACCAGACCAAGCUUCGUACGCUGUCCAAUGCUCUGGACAAGAAGGGCAGCUGGCCGGGUACAAAGGUCCAGAUCAAGCCCAUGUUCCGCAAGAGAAGACAAGAAGAGUUGCCUGCCGAACUCCAGGACAAGCUCACCGUCGAUGAGCAUGGUAACGCCAAGCCUAAGCCAACUCCUCUUCAGGGCGAUGAGGCCAAUCACUCACGUGGAGACUCCAUGGCAGACGUGACUCUUUCCAGGAUCUCUGCUGCUGAGAACAACCUUGUGCUUGACAAGUUGCAGCUUGUUAUGAAGUGGGGUGGUGAGCCUACUCACUCUGCUCGCUACCAGGCUCAGGAUCUCGGUGAAAACAUGCGCAACGACCUGCUCUUGAUGAACAAGGAUGCCCUUAGAGAUGUUCGUGUCUUCUCAUCCUCUGAACGUCGUGUGUCUACCAGUGCUCAGAUCUUCACUGCUUCCUUCCUGGACCAGAAGGAACUCGACCCAGACUUUAUCUCGGUUCGCAAGGAUUUGCUUGAUGACUCGAAUGCAGCCAAGGAUGAGAUGGACAAGGUUAAGAAGAAGCUGAAGGGUCUCCUUCGCCAGGGCAAACAAGCACCCGAACAAUUCGCAUGGCCAAAGGACGGUACUCCCGAACCUUAUCUGGUCGUUCGCAGUGUUGUUGAGUUGAUGAAGUUCCACCGUCGCGUCAUGCUACAGAAUUUCAGCAAACUUCGGCCUGAAGGUGCGGGAGGAGCAACAAUCAAGAGUCCUCCUAGCAAUGCUUCUUCGGCCAGUCUUGCAGACAGUAUCCCAGAGAGUGUCGACCCCAAGCAGAUCCAAUCUAGAUGGUGCUGCGGCGAAGAUGCGUCCUUGUUCAAGGAACGCUGGGAGAAGCUCUUCAAGGAAUUUACCGAUGCCGAGAAGGUCGACCCUAGUAAGAUUAGUGAGCUCUACGACACGAUGAAGUUUGAUGCCCUGCACAACCGACAAUUCCUUGAGUGGGUAUUUACUCCCAGCAGCGACAUGGUUGACGACGACCAGGAACGCCCGGAUACUUUGAAGCGUACUGCUUCUGCGGAUAUGAGAGAAGAAUUUGGUCAAACCCAUGAAGGCCUUGCACCCACAAAGGAGCAGUCUUCUGUUGACAAGGAUGCUCAGCCUACCAAGCAGCAAGGAGACAAGGACAAGGGUGAUGACAAGGACAAGCUGUCUCAUAUGGCAAGCCUGAGAAGACGUUCAGAGAAUGCUUCCACCACUUUCAAGAAUGCCCAGGCAACCUUGGCUAAUCGUGUCUCUGGUCACCCCGAAUCAUACUUUGCGCUUUUCACUGGCAACAAGGAUCUUCCAGAAUCAAAGGCAAAAAUCGACGCUCGUCUGGAAAAGCUGAGAGAGCUGUAUCGUUUUUCGAAGGUUCUGUUCGAUUACAUUGGUCCUCAAGAGUAUGGUAUGCUCGAGAGCGAAAAGCUGGAGAUUGGACUCUUGACAAGUUUGCCGUUGUUGAAGGAGAUCGUGACGGAUCUUGAAGAAGGUAUGUACUCUUCGUCUCACUUACACAAACAGCAGUCGCUAACUAUUCCAUCACAGNUGCAAGCAUCUGAAGACGCCAAAUCUUUCAUCUACUUCACCAAGGAGUCGCACAUCUACACUCUGCUAAACUCCAUCAUCGAAGGAGGCGUUCAGACCAAGAUUGCCCGCAACGCCAUUCCCGAGCUCGACUACCUCUCUCAAAUCUGUUUCGAGCUUUACGAAUCACAAAACGAAGCCACUACCGACGACCCUGAAGGCAGCUGCUUCAACUACAGCAUCCGUAUCACUCUUUCCNCUGGUUGCCAUGCUUUCGACCCUCUAGAUGUCCAAUUGGAUAGCAAGCACUGUAUCGGCUGCAGCACUCGCAGAAGCUUGACACCCCACGUGGAGUGGAAGGAGGUGCUUGAGACGCUGAGGGCCAAGUUCCAUACUGUCAAGCUACCUAAGAGUUUCUUGGCUGUGAACUUGAGUGAGAAGGUUCCUCAGGCAUUCGCGCCGCAAGUCAAGGAGGAGGAAGGUACUGCUGGCGAGGCAGAGCCCAAGGUCGUGGGUGUGGAGGCUAGUCCUAUUGCUCCUGCUCACCAGCCUUGA
Messenger RNA from Aureobasidium vineae, 4593 nucleotides. Lineage: Eukaryota; Fungi; Ascomycota; Dothideomycetes; Dothideales; Saccotheciaceae. The record is from the annotation of a GenBank genome assembly.